CUUGCUUCCCCUUCCAUUCGUUCAAAUCCCAACAAACAGCUAGCUCCAUCUUCUUCUCCGCGCCCCUCAUCGAUCUACGAUCUCUCCCGUCGCGAGCUAGCUAUUAACCGAUUCCUCGACCACCGUACCUCAUUCCGAUCACACGUAGACUAACCGCAAGAUGGAGCUCUCCCUGUCGUCGUCUUCGUCGGCGGCGGUCGAGGUGCCGCACUACUUCCUGUGCCCGAUCUCGCUGGAGGUCAUGCGCGACCCGGUCACGCUCGCCACCGGCAUCACCUACGACCGCGCCAGCAUCGAGCGCUGGCUCUUCUCCGACGGCCACGCUACCUGCCCCGUCACGCGAAGCGCGCUCGCGCCCCACGAGCGGGAGGCCACGCCCAACCACACGCUCCGCCGUCUCAUCCAGGCCUGGUGCGCCGCGCACCAGGUCGAGCGAUUCCCGACCCCGCGCCCGCCCCUCGACUCCUGCCGCGUCGCCGCGCUCCUCGACGAGGGCCGGCACGGCGGGAAGGGGAAUGAGGUAGCCGCGCUAAGGGAGAUCAAGGCCAUCGUCGCCGAGAGCGACCGCAACAGGCGCUGCGUCAAGGCCACCCCCGGCGCCGUCGAGUUCCUCGUCUCUGUCGUCACUAAGCACUCUUCCACCAGCCGCUCCACGUCUAAAUCAUCAAAGCAUGCCGACCAAGAUGCCGACGAGUUCUUGGAGGAGCCGGAUUCUCCGACGUCUACGAGCUCGCAGGAGGAGGACGCGCUCAGCGUUCUCUACUCGCUCAAGCCGUCGGAGAAGAGCCUGGCUCAGAUCCUAGAAAAGGACGGCGACUUCUUGGACACCUUGGCGUCCGUCCUGCGCCGCCCGAGCUACCGGUCGCGCACGUACGGCAUCCUUCUGCUGAAGGCGCUGACAGCGGUCAUGGAGCCAGCGCGGCUGACGACGGUGAGCGCCAAGCUGGUGCAGGAGGUGGUACGGGUGGUCGUGGACCGGGUGUCCUCCAAGGCCGUGAGGGCGGCGCUUCACGUGCUCUGCCGCCUGUGCCCGUGGGGCCGGAACCGCGUGAAGGCCGUCGAGGCCGGCGCGGUGGCCGCGCUGGUCGAGCUGCUCCUCGACGAGGGCGGCCGGCGCGUGACAGAGCUGGCAGUGAUUGUGGUCGACCACCUCUGCGGCUGCGCGGAGGGGCGGUCUGAGCUAGUCGCGCACCCGGCGGGGCUGGCCGUCGUGUCUAAGAAAGCGAUGCGGGUGUCCCUGGCCGCCACCGAGAGCGCCGUGCGCGCGCUCCACGCCGUGGCGAGGCACUCACCGACGCCGGCUGUGCUGCAGGAGAUGCUUGCCGUCGGGGUGGUGGCCAAGCUGUUGCUGGUGCUGCAGGUGGAUGCCGGCGAGAGGGCCAGGGUCAGGGCAAAGGAGAUGCUUAAGGCGCACACUAGGGUUUGGAAGGACUCGCCAUGCUUGCCAGCACACUUGAAGGCAUCAUACCCUUGUUGAUACACCAUGUCAUGUGCAUUACAUUGAUAAUUUGUACAUGAAAGGAGCAUACGUUUUGAUUCUCCUUUUUAGUUUUUCACUAAAACGUUUUGGUUAGUAGAUGUACAAAUUCUUUAUUUGUUUCAACAAAAAAUAAUGUAUUUUUCUUAUGUUAUUGAUAUAUAGUCUCCAAUUUAAUGGGCGAAAUGUAUCUAUUGAUGGAUGUAGAUCAUUAGAUAAUGUACAUUUGGAAUAAAUCAAGCUAUGCAUUCUCAA
Molecule: messenger RNA, 1732 nt
Organism: Phragmites australis (common reed)
Lineage: Eukaryota; Viridiplantae; Streptophyta; Magnoliopsida; Poales; Poaceae
Product: E3 ubiquitin-protein ligase PUB23-like
Exons: 1
Coding region: 161-1477 (438 amino acids)
Biological process (GO): protein ubiquitination
Molecular function (GO): ubiquitin protein ligase activity
Source: RefSeq, a predicted model, not a curated record